Messenger RNA from Plasmodium cynomolgi strain B, 385 nucleotides. RefSeq lists its product as hypothetical. NCBI's taxonomy places the organism in Eukaryota, Apicomplexa, Aconoidasida, Haemosporida, Plasmodiidae. The record is from RefSeq and is a predicted model, not a curated record. The annotation marks the transcript as partial. The transcript has a single exon.
AUGUACGUAACGGUAGGUGCCAACGACAUCCUCUUAACGGUGAACGAUUUUGUUAACAAGGAGACAUCCUCAUAUCAGAUAAGUGACAUAAGCAAUGAAAUGAAAAUAAGUGAAAUAAUUAACAAAAUUAAAGUAAAAAAAAAUUACACAUAUGACAAUAACUCCUUAGUACUGUACUUUGCAAGAGUUGAAUGCAAAUUGGAUGAGAAGCUUUCAACGUACAAUAAGUCCAACAGAAAAACUGUAAAGCUGGAGUUAUAUUUGGCCAACUUAAUUACAAUUAACGUGAGAACAUUGCAAUCCUGUGGAUCCGGAACAAGCAGAUGUAUUCCUUUUUGGUCCUUCUGCUUCAGACAAACAAUCAAAAUAAAAAUAAUUGACACAU